AUGGCACCUACCGCUACCGCUUCCCAGCCUUCUGUGGCACAUGCACCAGUCACUAAGCACUCGGUCACGAAUCGCAAAAAGGACGAUGUCGAAUAUGGCUCGGAGCGUUUGAUCUAUAUGGAACACGAAUACAGUGCUCACAAGGUUUGGGAUCCUGAGGGUAAUGAAUACAUUGAUAUGCUAUCUGCCUACUCUGCUGUGAACCAAGGCCAUUGUCAUCCCCGACUUGUUGCCGCGCUCACAGAACAGGCACAGAAGCUCACGCUUUCAUCUCGUGCGUUUUAUAACUCUCAAUUCGGACGGUUUGCCGAACAUAUCACCAAGUUAUUCGGGUAUGAUAUGGUUUUACCGAUGAACACCGGAGCUGAAGCGGUCGAAACUGGAAUCAAGUUGGCUCGUAAAUGGGCAUACUUGAAGAAGGGUGUCCCUGAAGGCAAAGCUAUCGUUCUUGCUGCCAAAGACAACUUCCAUGGGCGUACGAUGGGCGUGAUUAGCAUGUCUACGGACCCUGAUUCGCGGCGCGAAUUUGGACCAUUCUUGCAGAAUGUUGGUCCGAGCAUCGAGAUCAACGGCCAAACGCACAUUAUCAGAUACAAUAAUGUUGACGACGUUAAGCGUGCAUUGGAGGCUCAUGGAAAAGACAUCGCUGCAUUCCUCGUCGAGCCGAUUCAGGGCGAGGCCGGAAUUGUAGUACCUGAUGAGGGCUACCUAUCCCAAGUUCAUGCGCUCUGCAAGAAACACAAUGUGCUCUUGAUCUGCGAUGAGAUUCAAACGGGCCUGUGCCGAACCGGGAAGAUGCUCGCGUGCGAUCACGAUAAUGUUCGUCCUGAUAUUGUUCUCCUUGGAAAGGCUCUCUCCGGUGGAAUGUAUCCCGUCAGUGCCGUACUUGCCGACAAGGAUAUCAUGCUUUGCAUCAAGCCUGGCGAGCAUGGUAGCACCUAUGGAGGGAACCCUCUGGGCGCCGCCGUUGCAGUCGCAGCUCUCCAGGUUCUAGUCGACGAGGAUCUUGCUGAUCGCGCAGACAAGCUUGGUCACAUCUUCCGUCAAUCUAUCAACGACCUCAAUUCACCAUUGGUUAAACUUGUACGCGGAAGGGGUCUCUUGAACGCUGUCGUGAUUGAUGAGGCCAAGAGCACUCGAGGCCGAACCGCGUGGGAUUUGUGUUUGUUGUUGAAGAGCCGUGGUGUGUUGGCCAAGCCGACACAUGUCAACGUUAUUCGCUUUGCGCCCCCGCUUGUUAUAUCCGAAGCUGAGCUCCGCAAGAGUAUUAGUAUCAUUGCUCAGUCUUUGCGCGACCUCGAUACGGUCGACUUCAUUCCCGGAGCGGAUGAAGCUCAUUGA
Rhizoctonia solani is the source of this 1341-nucleotide messenger RNA. Its product is annotated as aminotransferase class-III protein. The record is from RefSeq and is a predicted model, not a curated record. Bases 1 to 1341 code for a protein of 446 amino acids. Gene Ontology annotation, cellular component: cytoplasm. The transcript has 11 exons. Gene Ontology annotation, molecular function: pyridoxal phosphate binding; L-ornithine transaminase activity; identical protein binding. Lineage: Eukaryota; Fungi; Basidiomycota; Agaricomycetes; Cantharellales; Ceratobasidiaceae.